Molecule: messenger RNA, 1089 nt
Organism: Exophiala mesophila
Lineage: Eukaryota; Fungi; Ascomycota; Eurotiomycetes; Chaetothyriales; Herpotrichiellaceae
Product: ribosomal protein L13
Exons: 2
Coding region: 142-663 (173 amino acids)
Biological process (GO): translation; negative regulation of translation
Cellular component (GO): mitochondrial large ribosomal subunit; ribosome
Molecular function (GO): mRNA binding; structural constituent of ribosome
Source: RefSeq, a predicted model, not a curated record
GAAACAGCACAUCUCGCCCUACCAACAGCCACUGCCAUCGAGUCAACGGUCUGCAUCGCAUUUCAUCGUUGCAGGACCAGGGCAGCAACGUCUAGCCGCCACUAUCAGCAAGCUGAAUGUGCAGAUAGCCGUGGAGGAAUCAUGUCGCAAACAGUGGGCAAGACGAGAUUAGCCUAUUCCCGAACCUGGCAUUAUAUCGAUAUUGGCAAUGACCCUCGACCGCUGGGCCGCAUCGCGACCUCGAUCGCUGUGACAUUAAUGGGCAAGAACAAACCGAUCUGGGAUCCCUCAACCGACUGCGGAGACUAUGUGGUGGCAGUAGGGUGCCAUGAUCUUCACGUCACGGGCAAGAAGCGACAGCAAAAACAAUACUACACGCAUAGUACGAGACCAGGCAGUUUAAAGCAGAUGAGCAUGGACCACAUGAUUGAAAAAUGGGGUGGUGGAGAGGUGUUGAAGCGAGCGGUGCGAGGCAUGUUACCAAAGAAUCGGCUGAGGGACAAGAGACUGGCAAGAUUGAAGGUUUUUGAAGGCCCUGAUCAUCCGUACAAGGACAAUGUUGUACGGUUCAAAGGCGAGCCGUUCCGAAACGGACAAGUUCUUGAGGCCAUCCAGGCGGCCAAGUCGAUACCCGGGCCAACCACGUCUACGGCGGCAUCAUGAUCCGCUCAGAUCCUUUUGUUACAUUAUUCCAGGCGUUUCAGCGAUACGGAGAAGAAUACGUCACUGGCUGCAAGUGUCAGGUGUAUGAAUAUUUGAUUGUGGACAUUAUAUUAUUUACAUCCGGGACAUGAAUUCUUGAAAGUCAUCACUCAACGCCUGCCAAACUGCGCUUCAUGAUGUCUAGAGGGUGGACUAUGGGAGUAAGUCUUGAUUAGCUACCGCGAAACGGUGCAGGUGAUGAGUCCGUUGGGGUCUGAUUGUGGCGCAUAAACCUCGGCAUCAGGCCCAGUGUUCUUGAUACCGUGGUGCCAUGAGAGGUCGAUUUCGAAAUAGUGCUUGUUGGGGAGAGCAUAGUCAACCUUGCUGAUCAAGGGCUGAGCAGCCAGAAUCUCCUCACACAUCUUGUACAUUGUGUUUUGCACGCUG